Messenger RNA from Hevea brasiliensis (rubber tree), 2347 nucleotides. RefSeq names its product protein GRAVITROPIC IN THE LIGHT 1. Gene Ontology annotation, biological process: response to red or far red light; negative gravitropism. The transcript has a single exon. The coding region runs from base 290 to 1801 and encodes 503 amino acids. The record is from RefSeq and is a predicted model, not a curated record. NCBI's taxonomy places the organism in Eukaryota, Viridiplantae, Streptophyta, Magnoliopsida, Malpighiales, Euphorbiaceae.
GAACGAGGAGUUAGAAGAAUUUCUUUCAAAAAAAUAAAGAAAAAGAAAAGAGUGAAGCGCAGCAGCAGUCAGCAAAGCCAAACCCACCCACGCAUACGCGUACCUUCCUUCCAAGACAUCCAAAGCACAACCCUGAAGAAAAAGUAACAGUUUUUCUCUUUCUUUCCUCUUCCUCUCUGAUCAAUCUUCCCGAUACAAAAUUCAGGGAAGGGGAAAGAAAAAGUUGGAAUUCAAUCCCAUUCUUAACAGCCCAUUACGAGAAAAGAGAAACAAAUUCCCUCAAUUUGUCAUGACAGAAAUGAUGGAUGGCACCUCACCAACUCCCAAAGCCCCACCAAUAUCCGAAAUGUUCCAGAAAUUCGCCCUUGCUUUCAAGACCAAAACCUUCGAAUUCUUCGCUGAUGAGUCUGCCGCCGAGAACCCCUCCGACGUCGACGGUUUCUCCCUCCUCGACUCAGCCGAAGAUUUCAUUUCCGAUCAGAAAGUUAUUAUCCUCAAGCCUGAUCAACCCCUCUAUCAAAAUUCAAUGAGCUCUCCAACUCCACCGAGGGAGCCUCUACAAUUAUCUCACCAAUCUACGAUAAAUAAGCCUGCGGACCAGACCCAGAUCAAGGCUUUAAAUGCCCAGUCCGCUCAAAUGUUGAUUUCUUCCAUAUUUGCGACUGUUUCUUCAUUUGAAGCUUCGUACCUGCAGCUGCAGACUGCCCAUCUGCCUUUCAAUGAAGAGAGUAUAAAGGCGGCGGAUGAAGCUCUGGUUUCGCAUCUUCGGAGUUUAUCUGAUUUCAAGCAAUUCUAUAGGGAUUUUUGUAGGAAUCCUGACGUCGGGGUAGCUUUGCCUAUUGGGUCGUGCUUGGAAGCUCAAGUACAGGAAAAUCAAAGCAAGCUGAGAGUUCUGGGGAUUGCUUCGGACCAUUUACAAGCAGGAAUUGAUCGAAAGGAUAACGAGGUUUCGGCUUUAAGGAAGCAAUUGGUCGACUUACAAAAGUCUAAUUUCAAGUUGGCAAAUAGGUUAUCUGGUAAUUUGAAUUUGCCUUCAUCUUGUGAUGUUUUGUUGUCUGUUAGGGUUUUCGAUUCUGUGUUAAAUGAUGCUUGUAGGGCUACACAUAAAUUCACUAAGAUUUUGAUAGAUUUGAUGAGAAAAGCUGGGUGGGAUUUGGAUUUGGCAGCGAAUUCAGUUCAUGCUGAUAUUGAAUAUGCAAAAACAGGGCAUAAUCGCUAUGCUUUUCUCUCAUAUGUCUGUUUGGGCAUGUUUCGAGGUUUUGAUUUAAAGAAGUUUGGUUUGGAUGAGGGUGAUACUGAAAUCCUUUGUAAUGGGCAUGUUUCUGAUUCUGUUAAGACUCACAGUUCAUUGAAGCAGUUGCUUGAGCAUGUGUCUUGUAGUCCUGUGGAGUUGCUACAUAGGAAUCCCAACUGUGAAUUUUCAAAAUUUUGUGAAAAGAAGUAUCAAGAACUUGUUCAUCCAACAAUGGAAUCAUCAAUUUUCAGCAAUUUGGAUAAAAAUGAAGAAGUUUUGAAUUCAUGGAGGUCACUUCGUAUAUUCUAUGAGUCAUUUGUUAACAUGGCUAGUGCAGUAUGGAUGCUUCAUAAACUGGCGAUCUCAUUUGAUCCUGCUUUUGAGAUUUUCCAGGUGGAAAGAGGGGUUGAUUUUUCAAUGGUAUAUAUGGAAGAUAUAACUAGAAGAUGCAACUUGCCAGCUAAGACCCGGAUGAAGGUGGGGUUCACAGUAGUUCCAGGAUUUAAGAUUGGGAGAAUAGUUGUUCAGUCCCAGGUCUAUUUAUGCGGCUUGAAAUGUACAGAAUAGUUGUUCAUGGUUGUAUCAUCUAGGGAAUUAGGAGUUACACAGCCUAAGCAACAUAAUUUAUAUCUUGCUUUUGGUUUAAGACUCUGCGCCACAAUCAUUGUGAGUAAAUGACAGCAAUAUAGGAAUCCUUAAUGGGUGCCCCAGUUAAAUAUGGUGAGAAAGGAAUCCGAGAUAUAAAACACUUGGAGAAGCCAGCUCUUUUCUGCAUAAUUGUGCUAGGCACUUGGAGCAACUGUGGUAUACAGCUCUCAGUUACCUUGUGAUGUGUAGUUACACUUCCAUCUUGGUUGUGAAUUUACCUUUUCUUUUUGUCUUUCUUUUCCUUAUGGCCGGUGCUAUAUAAAAAUUGCUGUAGAGUUUUUGUGUUUUGCUUUUUUCCCUUAAAAGAUUUUGCUUGCAAGCUCCCUUCUAACAAAAAAAUACAUUACCAAACUGUGUAUCCAUAUAUUUGUUUUUUUCUCUUUUUUAAGUCUGGAAACUGUGUAUCCACAUUAGCUUCCUUUGGAUACAUAACAAUUCAACUUGGAAUAGAAACUUGUGCUUUAA